AUGCGUGCGCGGGACGCUGUACCCAGGGUACCCAUUAGCACAGUAUAUUACCCUGGGUACCGAAUAAUAUUUGGUACCCGAGCUCAAAAUCAGCCCGACGCCGCCCGUACUCGGUCCGCACAAAUCCUCCCGACGCCGCCCCGUUCCUGGUCCGCACAAAUUGUCCCGGAUCCCACCCCGUACCUGACCCCGACCCUCGCUCGCACCUCCGCACGAUCCGAGCUCGCCCCAGGUGGUUUCGCCGCUUCCCAACCUCGUCGUAGCAGAUCGUCGGCGGACGACAGGGAAGGUCUCCUUGCGCAUCCGGGCGGGUCCGCGCCUCCUGGCGUCGCGCGUCCGGGCAGGUCCGCUGCUUCGAGCGUCGCGCGUCCGAGCCGUCGGUCUCAGGUCGUCCUCUCCCCGUUCAUCGUCCAGGGCGCCUUCAUAGGCCGCGCCGUCGUCUCCCCGUUCAUCGUCCAGGGCGCCUUCACAGGCCGCGCCGUCCUCUCCCCGUGGUGGCGCCCGGCCCCUCAGCCCUCUUGCAUCAUUUGGGAUGGACCCGCCCGGCCCCUCAGGAUGCUCACUCCGGAAAAGGUCCUGCUUCGUCAACUAAAAGAUUUAGAAGCACACGGCACAUAUAAGUUAGUGUGCUUGCAGCGCAUCGUGGCUCAUUGUCACCUCCUGUCGCGAGCUUCCGGAAAAAACGAGUGGCAACUCGCUUGGCGUUGUUGUUGCCGCUGUCAGCCCACCGCCACUGCCUCUCCUGCAUGUGCUCCUCCAACACUGUUGGCAAAUCCAGGUGCCCCUCCGCCAGAUCCCCUUCCUCAUCUCGGCUUUUGCACCAUCUCCUACUCCUCACCCUUUCUCUUCUUGAUUCAAUUUGAUGAUCGAGUGCAGGAUGUGUUCCCUGCAAGUGUUAAUGACAAUUGCUAAUUUGUUACAUAUUGACAAUUGCUAGUUAUGCAGGUUCUUCUACUUGCAAAUUUAAA
Molecule: messenger RNA, 968 nt
Organism: Sorghum bicolor (sorghum)
Lineage: Eukaryota; Viridiplantae; Streptophyta; Magnoliopsida; Poales; Poaceae
Exons: 4
Coding region: 1-912 (303 amino acids)
Source: RefSeq, a predicted model, not a curated record